GCGCCCCUCCGGGUGUGCCCCCCCCUCUCCGCCCCCGUUCCCCAGCCACCCCCAGCCCUCCGCCCCCCUUCCCCCGGGCGCCCCCGAGCCCCCCGGCGGGGCGGCGGGGCAGGGGGCGGCGUGCGGGGCCGGAGCCCCCCCGUAUGUAAAUGAGGGAGGCCGCCGCGGCAGGCUACCGGCGGCCCCGCGCGGCGCGGCGCUGUUGGCUGCGUGAGGCGGCGGCAAGAGGGAGAGCGGGACGGGAGCCGCCACACGCCGCUGCCCGGUGCCCGGUUCCCGGUGCCCCCCGCCCCGUCGCCACCACCACCACCACGUGCCGGCGGCGCCAUGGAGCUGGAGGAGCUGGGCAUCCGGGAGGAGUGCGGCGUGUUCGGCUGCAUCGCCUCCGGCGUGUGGCCCACCGAGCUGGACGUGCCCCAUGUCAUCACGCUGGGGCUGGUGGGGCUGCAGCACAGGGGCCAGGAGAGUGCUGGAAUUGUGACAAGUGAUGGAGAGUCAUCCCAGGCAUUCAAAGUGCACAAGGGAAUGGGUCUUAUAAAUCACGUGUUCAAUGCAGACAGCCUGAAGAAGCUCUAUGUUUCAAACCUUGGUAUUGGGCACACCAGGUACUCUACCUCCGGGAUCUCUGAGCUGCAGAACUGCCAGCCUUUUGUCGUAGAAACUCUUCAUGGCAAGAUUGCUGUGGCACACAACGGUGAACUAACAAAUGCCGUGCGACUGAGGAGGAAGCUUAUGCGGCAUGGUGUAGGACUGUCGACCAGCUCUGACAGUGAAUUGAUCACCCAGCUGCUGGCUUUCACACCUCCUCUAGAAAAUGAUGACACUGCCGAUUGGGUAGCAAGAAUAAAAAAUUUAAUGAAUGAAACUCCAACUUCUUAUUCGUUGCUAAUUAUGCAUAAAGACAUAAUUUAUGCAGUACGUGAUCCGUAUGGAAAUCGUCCACUCUGCAUUGGUCGCCUUAUUCCAGUAGGGGACAUGAAUGGAAAAGGAAAGGAUAACAGUGAAACAGAAGGAUGGGUAGUCUCCUCUGAAUCCUGUAGCUUUUUAUCUAUUGGUGCAGAGUACUACCGUGAAGUCCUUCCUGGAGAGAUUGUGAAAAUAUCCAGGUAUGAUGUCCAAACACUGGAUGUGGUACCAAGACCUGAAGGAGAUCCAUCAGCAUUCUGCAUAUUUGAAUAUGUUUAUUUUGCAAGACCAGACAGUAUCUUUGAAGGUCAAAUGGUGUAUUCAGUCAGGAGGAGAUGCGGUCAGCAACUUGCUAUUGAAGCACCUGUGGAAGCAGAUCUGGUCAGCACCGUUCCAGAGUCUGCAACCCCAGCAGCUCUGGGCUACGCUCAAAAGUGUGGACUGCCAUAUGUUGAAGUACUCUGUAAAAAUCGGUAUGUAGGAAGAACGUUUAUCCAGCCAAAUAUGAGGUUACGGCAACUUGGUGUUGCAAAGAAGUUUGGCGUUCUGUCUGACAAUUUUAAAGGCAAGCGAGUUGUUAUCAUUGACGAUUCAAUUGUGCGGGGCAAUACCAUUUCACCCAUAAUAAAACUACUACGGGAAUCAGGAGCUAAAGAGGUACACAUCCGUGUGGCUUCACCUCCCAUAAGAUUUCCUUGUUACAUGGGAAUAAACAUUCCAACAAAAGAAGAACUGAUUGCCAACAGACCUGAGUUUCACGACCUUGCAAACUACAUAGGGGCAGACAGUGUUGUCUACCUUUCUGUGGAAGGGCUGGUAUCAUCUGUGCAAGAAAGCAUCAGAGCAAGACAAGAGAAUGAGAACAGCCUUAAAACCCAGAAAUCGCGUGUUGGAAAGAUUGGUCAUUGCACAGCAUGUCUCACUGGAGAAUAUCCUGUAGAGCUAGAAUGGUGAAUUUUUAGUGGAUGCACUUGGGUUCAUCAUUGCUGAAUGUACUUUUUGCAAAGAUGCCUUCUUGCUAAUAAUAGCCUUCUUACAUUUAGGUAAUAUGUAAAGCUUAUUAUAGUUGACUGAUUACUGUUAGUAAAAUACAUCUUUAUUGGUAAAGACUUAGAGAAAGUCUGUGCUGAAGAAAACUAUGUAAGCAGAUUGAAAUACAAAAUCAUAUAGUUUUGAUGCACGGUUGUGCCUUCUAUUUUCUCAUAAAAUAUUGUAAAAACCAAAGUGUUUAUAAUUAUGUUACAAUUCCAUAGCUUUUUGUUUCAGUCUCGCCCCGAAUGUGAGAUAUCCCUGUCAGACUUGUUCACAAAGUACAAAUUAUGAAUCAUGUGGUGUAACUUCAAAUUAAUCUAAAUCUUUAAGCAAAAAGAAUGUGAAGCUUGCUUUUCUGUUUUGGAAAAAAAACACCAGAUUCUGAAGUCUUCUUGUUUCCUCAGCAGUUCUUGCUUAGAUUUCUUAAAAAUAGAAGUACCUGACUUUUGCAUAUAUAACUAAAUGGUCAUUAUUAAUCAAGCCCUUUGUAACUAAGUUUCCAGAUUCUAUAAAUGUAAGGUCUAGCACAUGAUUUUAAAAAAUGAAGACUCAGGGAAAUGCUCAGCCAAAAGCUUUCUAGGUUUAUAACUUCAAAAUUCUUUUUUGAAUUCCACUGUAAAUCACAGAACUAUAGAAUGGUUUGGGUUGGAAGGGACCUUAAAGACCAUCUAAUUUCAACCCCCCACCAUGGGCAGGGACACCUCCCACCAGACCAGGCUGCCAAAAGCCCCAUCCAGCCUGGCCUUGAGCACCUCCAGGGACGGGGCAUCCACAGCUUCUCUGGGCGACCUGUGCCAGUGCCUCCCCAUCCUCACAGUAAAGAAUUUCCUUGUAAAAUCUAGUCUAAAUCUACCCUUUUAGUUUUAUAAAGCAUUCCCCCUUGUCCUAUCACUAUGUGCCUAUGUAAAAAGUCACUAUCUUUUUUAUACACCUCCUUUUAUAAGCCCCCUGGAAUGUUGCUGUAAGGUCUCCCCGGAGCCAGGCUCACAGCCCUAGCUCUCAGCCUGUCUUCGUAGGAGAGGUGCUCCAGCCCUUUCAUCAUCUUCGUGGCCCUCCUCUAGACUUGCUCCAACAGGUCCUUGUCCUUCUUGUGCUGGGGGCCCCAGAGCUGAGCGCAGCACUCCAGGUCGGGUCUCACAAGGGGGCUCAAUCUCCCCCCUUGUCCUGCUGGCUGUGCCUCCGUUGAUGCAGCCCAGAAUGCAGUUGGCCUCUGGGCUGCAAGUGCACACUGUCAGCUUGUUUCCAGGAUUUUGUCCACCAAUCUUCAGGUGCUUUCACCAGAUGGCAAUAGGAUGUGGAAGGAGAAAAAUAUUUGGCAGUGCCAUUUGUUUUAUUUUGUUUCACAUCUUGUUUUCUCCAGGACAAAUCCUGACAACUUCUGAAGUCUGAACUAUUUGUGCUUUCUAGAUGUCAGUGUCCAAACUUAACUCAAAAAUAAAGUCGUUUUCUUAACAGUGAGAAUGAUAGAUCAACUGAAGGUUAUGAGAUGUUUUGGGUAUACUCUUAUUUUCCUACAUUACUACUGUUAUUAUAAAUGUAAUGUUUUAAAAGAAAGUUUUGAAGAACCAUUAGGUAUUGAAUGCUUUGUAUGUUUUAAUUGGUAACAAUUACGGUUACUUGUAUACAUAAAGAUCACUUCACAAUGAACCACUAGCUGAAAGGGAAAAGCACCUUUCAAAAAUAUUGCAAAUUUACGCACAAUUGUAAAAAUAUUUUGUAUACCUCGUUUUUUUUCACUGAAUACCAGCAAUUUAAUUUUAGAUUUUCUAUUUAAUGUUGUAUAUUUUGGCCUUACAAUUGUUUGUGACACUGUUACAACAACAAAGAAAAAUAAAAGUUUAAGAGAUUCUUCCUUCCCCAUCUUACACAUAGUGGAGAAUUACAGCACUCAUCAUUAAAUUCAGAAGAGAGCUUUCUUACUGGGAUUUGUAGCAGCUGUGCCUGAUACACAAUCACAAAUCAAAAGUCCCAAUUCAAGAAAGCAUGUAAGUACAUUUUGUGGAAGUCAAGAGUGAAUCUUGUGCAAUCAGAACCUACAUGCAGUCAAGCUAAUGGGAAAAUCUCUUUCACCGUGAGAAUCACGCCCUUCACCAAAGCCCAGAUCCACAUAUUGGGAGAGAUAUUUGGAUCUCACCUAAUUAGCAAGCUUGUUUUUUAACAGUCCCAUAACCUGGACAGUAAAUUGAGAAAACAGAACUGGGUGCAGUCACUCUGACCUCCCCUCUUCUAGAUUAGCAGGGAGAAGUGUGAGAAAACAUAAAAACUUAUCAUUUAUCACCUUUCUUCUUUCCUGCCCUCAAAAAAGCAAACAUUUUUAAAAGAAGGGGCAAGAUGAGCUCUUGUGUUAGAGGCAUGUGAGGAGCCCUUUCUAUGUGACAUACAAACAUAGGUGAACAGUUUUAACAAGGUUGCAAGCAGAAUUCAAUCAGUAUCUCUGAAGUCGCCUGUGAAAGAUUCUAAAUGAAACUUGUGCAAAUUAGUUUCAUUUAUUUUACACAUUUUAAAAUGUCUUUUAAGACAUUAAAAAAAAAAAAAAAAAAGAUAGUUUUUACAUGUGGAAAUAACUUCUUAAAUGUGAUUUGAGUGUUAGGUGGCAUAAUUCUGAUUUCAUGAGUCCCAAUACCUUUUUUCCCUCCACGUAAUGCAUGUGAAAUUACAAGGAAGGUCUGCUACUGUAAGCACUGUGAUCUUUAGUAUGGUACACGCCUAAUCUUUAGCAUUUAAGGCCUUAAAGUGGAGAAACUUUUCAAGUGUCACUUUAUUCAUGGACAACUGGAAGUGUGCUUUAGGACAACCACGCCCUUUUUUUUUUUUCCCCAUACGGUGGGAUACACACGUUUUGAGUGGAAACAAACAAACAAACCUUCAGUUCUAGAUGUUGCCGUUUGUAUUAUUUCAAUGUUUUACCGUGAAACUCUAUUACCAGCGUGCAACCGUGCUACAUUAUUUUAAAAAUAGGACAAAACAGUGGAGCGCUGACGCAUUAACUCCUCCCAUGCACAACAUUAAAAACAGCGAUGAACUGCUUUUCUCGUCAUCUCUCCGCGCCGCCUUUGCGGCAGCACGCCUCGAAUUUGUCCUUAAUAAACUCCCCGUGAAACAAAUCAUCUGGGGCCAGCCGCUGGACUCCCCUGCCCGGCCCCACCGCCCCUCAGCACACGCAGCCCCACCCAGCAGCAACCCCCCCCUCACCGCCCCUGCAGAAAAUGGCGGCCGCGCGCUUCCCGCCACCAUAGCGCCCCCGACCGCCUGUACCAUCUUGUGCAUGGACGGGGUGGGGGGGACAAGAGCGGUGUGUGAGUGGCGAGGCCUGGCUGCUCCGCACCCCUCAGCCCGCCCUCCGCCCCGAGCGUCUCUGCGUGUCUUUUUGCCCCUUUCUCAUCGCUGAGGAGGCGCUGCCGGGGAGGGCCGCCAGGGCUGCGGCGCACUCACCGGCGUGUUUCCCCCCCCCCCACCCCCGGGGACAAAAUGGCGCCACCCCGCUCAGGCCGGGCGCCGCUUUCGGAUGCCUGAACCGUGCGACAGACACUGACCAAUGAGAGCGCGCGUUACUGGGGAGUCGUCCAGGACUAUAAUUGUCCCACCAAUCAGAAGCGCUGUCCUUCGGUUGCUAGGAGGUGGGGAAAGGCGGCUGCUGGCUGAGGGCUACUGAAGAAAUGCAGCUGUGAUGACUCUUCAGGAGAUGGUGAAGCAGGCAGCUAGCCUGUACUCAGAUAGAAAAGCAGUUUGGUUUGAUCAAUGCAAUGAUGAACCUCCAACUUUCUACACAUACGCAACACUGGUUAAACUUGCCACGGAGUUAACAGCUUUCCUUCAAAAGCACUGCAGUCACCAAGGAAAAUGUGAAAUAGGCCUUUACUGCUAUCCAGGAAUAAACUUACCCUCUUGGAUCUUAGGGUAAUGGUUUGAAUUCUGUAUUGUAUUUUUAAUGGUCAACUCUAUUAAGUAAAUUUUCAGUCUGCUUAUGUUUUUAAUAUCAACAAAAAUGUAGUAAUACCAUAAGCAAUACCUACUAGUUGGUCUUGCUGCUACUGAAAUGCUUGCUUUUUUAUUUCUUUAUAGCGUUCCUUGACAGUCUAGAGGCACUCUGAUUCUUGCAAUCUUAAAGGGAAAAGAUUGCAGUAUUACAGUUUAGUCGUUGAAAAGUCUAUGCCAAAGUUUAUUGAAUUUUAGGUUCCUUGAUCUAAAAUGUAUGUGAUUCUUCUUAAUGUAUGGUUAAAUAUAUUUAUAGAAAUAUCAGCAAUUAUUGACUAUCUUUGUACUUGUUUAAAAACGGACUUGAUUAACAGAAUAAAUAUAUAUUCAAAA
Cygnus olor (mute swan) is the source of this 6246-nucleotide messenger RNA. It is a transcript of the gene PPAT, whose product is annotated as phosphoribosyl pyrophosphate amidotransferase. NCBI's taxonomy places the organism in Eukaryota, Metazoa, Chordata, Aves, Anseriformes, Anatidae. Gene Ontology annotation, biological process: purine nucleotide biosynthetic process; purine nucleobase biosynthetic process. The record is from RefSeq and is a predicted model, not a curated record. The transcript has 12 exons. Bases 328 to 1860 code for a protein of 510 amino acids. Gene Ontology annotation, molecular function: amidophosphoribosyltransferase activity.